ACAUUGCUUUUCACCAUCUUUAUCUUCAAGCAGAAUCAAUAACAAAAUUUAGAAGAGAGAAAGAGAUUUAGCUGAUCAAAUGGGUUCAUCAACCGGACAGGGAAGCAACUAUGAUCUAUCAUUCAAAAUACUGUUAAUUGGCGACUCUGCUGUCGGGAAAAGCAGUCUUCUAGUCAGCUUCGUUUCAAGUUCCAUCGAAAAUCUAGCUCCAACAAUUGGGGUUGAUUUCAAGAUCAAGCAUCUUAACGUGGGUGGGAAAAAGCUAAAACUUACAAUUUGGGACACCGCUGGACAGGAAAGGUUCAGGACAUUGACAAGUUCUUACUAUAGAGGUGCACAUGGAAUCAUAAUGGUUUACGAUGUGACAAGAAGAGAAACCUUUACAAACUUGUCUGAUAUUUGGGCUAAAGAGGUAGAUCUUUAUUCAAAUAACCACAACACUAUCAAGAUGCUGGUUGGAAACAAGGUUGAUCGAGAAUCUGAAAGAGCUGUAAGCAAGGAAGAAGGGAUGGCUCUUGCGAAUGAGCACGGUUGUUUGUUCCUAGAAUGCAGUGCCAAAACUAGGGAAAAUGUGGAAGAAGUUUUCGAAAAACUUGCCCUCAAGAUUAUGGAGGAUCCUAAACUUUUGGAAGAAGGUUCUACUUUGGGGAAAAGGAAUAUCAUACUAAAACAAAUGCAAGAAAACAACAACUCACCCCCUCUUCCUCCUGCAACUUUCGGUUGUUGCUCCUAGAAUUUAGUAUGGAGAGCCCUGCAAGCAUCGAUUCAGUUACUGCAAGAUAUAGAUAAAUUGCUACUUUCUCUAUUUGAUGGAUGAUCUUCUGGUUUAAGCUUGUUUAUUUGCUUUUCUUUGUUCACAACAAUAUCCAUUUCACGAAUAAAAUGACCAAAAAUUCUAUAACU
Molecule: messenger RNA, 903 nt
Organism: Impatiens glandulifera
Lineage: Eukaryota; Viridiplantae; Streptophyta; Magnoliopsida; Ericales; Balsaminaceae
Product: ras-related protein RABC2a-like
Exons: 6
Coding region: 80-733 (217 amino acids)
Molecular function (GO): GTP binding; GTPase activity
Source: RefSeq, a predicted model, not a curated record